Malania oleifera is the source of this 879-nucleotide messenger RNA. Its product is annotated as protein CHLOROPLAST VESICULATION. The record is from RefSeq and is a predicted model, not a curated record. The transcript is spliced from 2 exons. Bases 191 to 766 code for a protein of 191 amino acids. NCBI's taxonomy places the organism in Eukaryota, Viridiplantae, Streptophyta, Magnoliopsida, Santalales, Ximeniaceae.
AACUCUUUCAACUGUUGAACAAUCCCCCUUCUCUCUCUCUCUCUCUCUCUCUCUCUCUCUCUCUCUCUCUCUCUCUCUCUCUCUAUAUAUAUAUAUAUAUAUAUAUAUAUUUAUGUACUCUCAGCAUCUCCAUUCAUCUCCUCAUGUACACGUAUAAUAUUACUGUUUAUUCUUUGUGAGAGAGAGAGAGAUGGGCAUGUUAAUUACCAGUUGCUGUUGCAGGAUGAUGAUCAAUCAGCCCCCUCCAACUCCUUCCAAAUCGUCUUCUGCUCUUAUUCCCAUGUCUACUCAAGUUUCAUGUUGGAAGAAUAAUACGAAUGAAAAAUUGAAGAGGGGGAGAAGUCGGGAGAGCGAAUUGGGGAUGGCGUGCGCGUGCAUUGUAUUGAUUAUGGAAAUAAGCAGUGGGGGAGAGAGCAGAGGCCUUAAUCUUGGAAUUGCGAUGAUGAAUAUUGGCAGUGAUUUGCAGUGGCAAGGUGCGGGAGUAGGAGCACUCACGGCGGCGCUGGAUGAAUAUUCGUCAUCGAAUGAAGCGAAGGCAGCAGGGAAAUUACGGUGGAGCGAUAAGCGAAUGUGUCCGCCGUGGCGACUCAACUCAUUGGAGACCAUCGUGCCGGAGAACCUCCCCAGGCCUUCCUUCCGCCGUCGAUGGCAGGCCGUCGGCACAUCAUCAUACCCUCAUCAUCAUCAGAUGAUGAUGAUUGCCCCUGACGUCUUCAGUGAAUCUUUAAAUACAGUUUCCAAUGCCAACUCUUGCUUUUCCAUGUAAUAAUUUCUGCACUACAUAUAACGCGCGCGGGUGCCCACGCAUGUGCCUACAAAAUUUCAAACAAAAUCAAGUUUGGUACUCUUCUAAGGUUGAAUGAUAGAAUUAUGAUCAAA